UCUCCAACAGUACAAGUUUAGCUGGAGAGCGCCUUCUUUUGACCGUCCUUACCCCGACCCUCCCAUCCCAAGACAACCAUGAGUGCAUCUGGGCUUGCCAUUUCGAAUGCGUCUGCUGGCGGCGGCAACCCGAACAGUGUGGCUGGCUCGUCGCCUCCGAAUCUUGGCUCAAUGUCACCGAGCCGUGCUCAAGCUCAAGCUCAAGCUCAAGCUCAAGCUCAAGCUCAAGCUCAAGCUCAAGCCCAAGCCCAAGCCCAGGCUCAAGCUCAGCUGCAGGCCUACCAAAUGCCACCCAGCGCAAUGGUGCCUGCGCUGUCCCUUCCGCAAGCGCCGAUUCCCACCGCGACAAUGCCGUCGAGCACAGCGUCGUCAUUGCAGACGCAGCAGUCGAUGGACGGCAACCAGGUGCUUGGCGCGACAACGCACGUCAGCUUUGUCUGCCAGAAGUGCUCGCUGCCGCUCAAGCUGGACGCGUCGCUGGCGGACAUGGACCAGGAGACGUGCGCCAGAAUGGCCCAACAGCUGCUGCAACCGCCGUCUCAAGGAGACGCUGCUGAUGGCGAUGGACGACGAGCCAGCCUGACUCCAGGCGUCGGGGCAUCGCAGGGACCCGCGACUGGCGGUAGCAGCACGCUGACACCUUCGUCGUCGUUUGCAGCAGUCGACCUUGCAACGAGUGGCAGCUCUACCCCCACCAACAAGAAGAACAGCAGCCUCAAGUACAGAAUCCGAGCAGCGAGCAGCUUGUUUGACUUGAUGUCGAGCAUGGGCGAAGUCGACCACCCACUCUGCAAGGAGUGCAGCGACCAACUCGUCGAAAGCCUCGAAGAUGACUUGCUGGAUGCAGAGCAAGAGCUCAACUACUACCGCGAGUUCUUGGCACGGUCGCAGGAGGAAGAUGCCGAUCCGCGUGACAGCGCACUCGAGCGUGAGGAGCUUCAAAAGCUGCGCUUUGAAGAAGCGGGUCUGCAACAGCGAGUCUUCCAGCUGGAGACGGAUCGAGAGAUUGCCAGUCAGGAACUCGCCUCUCUGACUGUGCAGCAAGCUGAAGUUGAUCGCGACAGCGAAGUCUAUUGGAAAGAGUACAGCGAGUUCCAGCGGCAACUCCGCGAGUUUCUCGAGGAGCAUGAUUGUAUCGAGAUGCGUUUGCAAAAUGCGUCAGCCUCGCUGAGCCGAUUGAACAAGACCAACAUCUACAACGAUACGUUCCACAUCUGGUUUGAAGGGCAUUUUGGCACGAUUAAUGGUUUCCGGCUCGGGCGCCUGCAAAACAGCCCGGUCGACUGGGCUGAAAUCAAUGCGGCGUGGGGCCAAACCGCUCUGCUUCUUCAAAGCAUGGCUGAACGUCUCAAGUUUACAUUCAACAAGUACCGAAUUGUUCCGCUUGGGAGCUACACUCGGAUUGAAAACGUUGAAGAUGAAACGCGCUUUGAGCUGUACUCGACCGGAGCCUCAAAGCUGUUCAACUUUGGCCAGUCCAGCUUUGACAGCGCCAUGAUUGCGUUUUUGGACUGCUUGCAACAAUUGACGCUUCAUGUCGAGAGUCGAGAUCCUCAGUUCCAUCUGCCAUAUCCUGUCGUCAAAGACAAGAUUGGAGAGCAGUCCAUCAGGUUUGUCAACUCCAAGCUGGAAACGUGGACGAAGGCACUGAAGAACUUGUUGACGGAUUUGAAAUGGUGCUUGGCUUGGGUGAGCAAGAUGAUCCCCCAAUAAGCUCAGUGGUGUUGAAACAUCUCUUUGUGUUAAUACUAUACUUUUUUUUAAACAACGAA
Molecule: messenger RNA, 1772 nt
Organism: Capsaspora owczarzaki ATCC 30864
Lineage: Eukaryota; Filasterea; Ministeriida; Capsasporidae
Product: beclin
Exons: 7
Coding region: 79-1713 (544 amino acids)
Biological process (GO): autophagosome assembly; late endosome to vacuole transport; autophagy
Cellular component (GO): phosphatidylinositol 3-kinase complex, class III, type I; phosphatidylinositol 3-kinase complex, class III, type II; phagophore assembly site
Source: RefSeq, a predicted model, not a curated record